Molecule: messenger RNA, 1187 nt
Organism: Acaromyces ingoldii
Lineage: Eukaryota; Fungi; Basidiomycota; Exobasidiomycetes; Exobasidiales; Cryptobasidiaceae
Exons: 2
Coding region: 1-1131 (376 amino acids)
Molecular function (GO): nucleic acid binding; zinc ion binding
Source: RefSeq, a predicted model, not a curated record
AUGACGAGGUACACAAAGCUGGACAAGCGGCGGGCCGAGCACGACAAGCAGCGGCCCGUCGGUGCAGGCAACCACUCUGACGACGAGGCCGAGUCCCAGCCCGAGCCGCCGAUGCCAGUGGCGGCGCAGGACGAGAGCAGCAACGAGGGCAAGGCGAGCAACGAGGGCGAGGACAACAAGGACAAGGAGCCAGCGCGCGACGCCACGCAGCUGCUGAAGCGCGCCAAGCUGAUGCGCCUCAAGGCGAAAAAGGCAAAGACGGACGAGAAGCGGCGCGACCUGCUGCGCCAGUGCAAGGACCUCGAGCGGCAGGCGAGUGCGGCCAACGGCGAGCGCGGCCGCGACAAGGGCAAGGGCAAGUCCAGCGAGCAGCAGGGCGGCAAACAGACGGUGCUGGAUGCCGAGGGCAACGUCGAAACGAACCCGUGGAAGGUCAUGGAGGCUGAGCGGAGGCGGGGCAACGAGGAGCGGAACGCACACCGGCGGGAGAAGCGCGCCGAGGAGCGCCUCGCCAGCCAGCGCUGCUACGCCUGCCGCGGCCUGGGCCACUCGGCAAAGGACUGCCAGGCGUCGACGUUUGACGGCGAGGAAGCAGCAGCAGCAGCAGCAUCGGCAGCAUCGGCAGCAUCGGCAGCAUCGAAGCAGGAAGAGAAGAAGAAGAAGCAGGCGCUGCCGCCAAACGAAGCCAAGGAGUGCUGCUACCGCUGCGGGAGCACCGAGCACAACCUGUCCAAGUGCCGGCGACCGGCGCCCAAGGUGGGCCCGCAGCUGCCGUUUGCGAGCUGCUUUGUGUGCCAGGCCAAGGGCCACAUUGCAUCGCAGUGCCCGCAGAAUGCCGGCAAGGGCAUCUACCCCAACGGUGGCUGCUGCAAGCUCUGCCGCUCCGUCGAGCACCUCGCGCGCGACUGCGAUCUCAACAGGAAGUCGACGGCCGACUUUUCCAAUGCUGCUGUUGGCAUGGGCGUGGGUGCCGAGCUUGGUCCUGGCCACAAGCGCAAGCGGCAGGCCGGCGCCGACGAGGACGACUUCCACGCCCUGUCGCGCGCGCGCAUCGAGGUGGACACCGCUGCUGCUGCUGCUUCUGCGUCACGCUUCGCUGCCAAGCCCCACAAGAAGGUCGUCUCGUUCUGAGCAUUACUCUCUUCUCUGUUACUGUACUACUAUUAUUUCAUUCCACUGCAAUCUCC